Marasmius oreades (fairy-ring Marasmius) is the source of this 708-nucleotide messenger RNA. RefSeq lists its product as uncharacterized. The coding region runs from base 10 to 708 and encodes 232 amino acids. The record is from RefSeq and is a predicted model, not a curated record. The transcript is spliced from 6 exons. NCBI's taxonomy places the organism in Eukaryota, Fungi, Basidiomycota, Agaricomycetes, Agaricales, Marasmiaceae.
UCCUUUUCCAUGUCUCGCGACACGCAGCCAAGAAAGCCCAAGUUUUUCGUGGAAGUUCUCAGAAAACUGAGGCGACGACAUACUACCGCGACGGCCCGGGAAUCCCGGUUAGCAGAACAUCAAGCAGCUAUCGAGGUUUACGAAGCGUCUCAAGAACAGAUGGAUCGUAUACUACAAAAAAUUGUCGAGUAUCUGCCCUUGGCAAAUCAAAUUGGUGUGCCAGCGAUUCUGAACGACUGGGAGCGCCUCUUGAGGACCCACGAAGACAUCCGUUUAAUUGUCGAUGGGGGCUUCAUCACGCUUUCCAGUCAUCAUUUCGACAGUCCUGAGGCUACAGAAGCUCGAUCGGGUGCGAGGACACUCGGUAAACAAUUAAAGGCCCACAGGUGGAACGUCGAUAACGCAUCCAGUAAAGUCACAGAGAGUCUCGCACGAAUGCAAUUGAAGGCAAUGGUCCAACAGGAAUCUUCUUCGACUGAUGUGCCAACCGGGGAGGUUAGCUUCUUGUCGGCGGCUACCGAGACCGUGGUAGUCAAACCAAACCUGAAUUCAAAUUCAUCCUCGGCUAUUACUGACGAACUUGUGGACCUGCGGAAGGUCAAUGAUGUCGAACUCUCUUUAGCGGAGGAGACCGAGUGGCUGUCGAAUUCGGCGGAAGGACGGAUGACGUGGAUGACACUGGAUCCCGAUGAAAAUCCGUGGCAAUGA